AUGGAGUGGAUCGCCACCCUCGAGAAGGAACGGCGAAACGUGUACGCGGGCGCUGUGGGCUACUUCGCCUUCACGGGCGACAUCAACACCUGUAUCGCCAUUCGGACGAUGACCAUCAAGGACAACACCGCCUAUCUCCAAGCCGGCGGAGGCAUCGUCUAUGACUCGGAGCCCGAUUUCGAGUACUGGGAGACCGUGCACAAGAUGGCCGCGUUGGCCAGAGCGAUCGAUCUGGCCGAGGAGAACAGCGUCACUGCCACCCAAGCCUUCGAGAACGCGGAGAAUGCGCGCGCUCACGCGCCGGCAGCGUCGUCCUUCAACACCAUGUGGACCGACGCCGAGAACCGACAAGGCGUGACGGGAGUGAUCCUGGCGCAGCAGCUGAACGUCGUGCCCCAGGGCGUGGUGUGCACCCCGGACGAGAGCAAGCGUGGCCGGCGCACGCUCAUGAUCGACAACUACGACAGCUUCACCUGGAAUCUCUACCAGUACCUCUCCCAGCUGGGCCAGGAGGUGAUCGUUCACCGGAACGACAAGAUCACGCUCGAGGAGUGCCUGGCGCUGGCGCCCGACCGACUCGUCAUCUCGCCCGGCCCCGGCUGGCCCAAGGAUGCCGGCGUGUCCAGCAAGCUGAUCCGAGCGCUGGCGGGCAAGAUUCCGAUCCUGGGCGUGUGUCUGGGCCACGAGUGUAUGGUGGAGGAGUACGGCGGCGUGAUCGAGCACUGUGGCGAGAUCGUGCACGGCAAGACCUCCAACAUCAUUCACGACGGCAAGGGCCUCUACGUCGACAUUCCCAACAACGUGCCGGUCAUCCGGUAUCAUUCGCUGGCGGCGAGGCACACCGCCCUGCCGCCGGACUUCGUUGUGACCUCCAAGACUGCCGGCGGAGUGAUUAUGGGCAUUCGCCACACCAAGGUGCGGAUGGAGGGCGUGCAGUUCCACCCGGAGUCGAUCAAGACCGACGACGGCAUGACCAUGCUCAAGAACUUCGUCUCCUGGACCACCGGCACCUGGAGCGAAGAGGAACUCCAGGGUCCGUCGUUCGCGUUUGAGGGCGACAAGGCCACCAGCGCGGCUCAGGCCCAACUCAGCGCCCAGGACACCUCCAUCAGGCAAGCGCUUCGUUUGAUGGCCGACCAGCAGGUGCUCACGUCCGACCAGAUCAUCGCCUGCAUCCAGGAGAUCAUGAGCGGAACUGCGCCCUCGUCGCAGGUGGGCGCCUUCCUGUUCGCCCUGCGCGGUGACCGGAUUUCGCCGGACGUGCUGCUGGCCUCGGCCAAGGCCAUGUCCUCCUUCGCCAUUCCCUGCGCCGUUGGCGGACCCGUCAUCGACGUUGUGGGCACCGGCGGCGACAGCGUCGACACCUUCAACGCCUCCACUGCCGCGGCCUUGUACUGUUGUGGCUGCUGCGGGCGGCGGGUGACGAAGCACGGCAACCGGUCGUCGUCGGGCCGUUGUGGAGCUGCCGACUUCAUGGAGGCGCUGGGCGCCUGCAUCACCCUCAACUCGCCCCAGCUCGCCACCGUCAUCGAGGAGUGCGACAUGGGAUUCCUCUUCGCGCAGGUCUUCCACCCGGCGAUGAAGUCCGUCAGCGCCAUCCGCCGCGAGCUCGGCAUCCGGACCAUCUUCAACAUCCUGGGUCCGCUGACCAACCCGGCCUCGCCCACGCACAUGCUGGUCGGCGUGGGCUCCAUCGAGCUGGGCGACCUCUACGCGCAAGUGCUCCUCAAGAUGGGCAAGCAAGCGAUGGUGGUCCACUCGGACGAGGGCCUGGACGAGAUCAGCCCGUGCGGACCUACCCAGGCGUGGGUGGUGAAGGACGACGCCAUCACACGGACCGUCAUCAAGCCGGAGGACUUUGGCCUGCGCCCGCUCGCCAUCGACGACAUCCGCGGCUCGGCGCCCUCCGAGAACGCCGCCCUCUUCAGGAAGAUCGUCGCUGGCAAGGAGCACCACCCGGUGGUGGACUACGUCGCGCUGAACGCCGGCGCGGCGCUGUUCAUCGGCGGGCUGGCCGAGACGCUGGCCGCGGGCGUGGCCCUCGCGCAGACCACCAUCAAGUCGGGCAAGGUGGCCGAGAAGCUCGACCGCUACAUCCGCCUCUCCCAGCAACACGCCUGA
This is a messenger RNA of Acanthamoeba castellanii str. Neff, 2121 nucleotides long. RefSeq names its product anthranilate phosphoribosyltransferase. Gene Ontology annotation, biological process: L-tryptophan biosynthetic process. The coding region runs from base 1 to 2121 and encodes 706 amino acids. The transcript has 15 exons. The record is from RefSeq and is a predicted model, not a curated record. Gene Ontology annotation, molecular function: anthranilate phosphoribosyltransferase activity. Gene Ontology annotation, cellular component: cytosol. Lineage: Eukaryota; Discosea; Longamoebia; Acanthamoebidae.